Molecule: messenger RNA, 856 nt
Organism: Aspergillus steynii IBT 23096
Lineage: Eukaryota; Fungi; Ascomycota; Eurotiomycetes; Eurotiales; Aspergillaceae
Product: 60S ribosomal protein L28
Exons: 5
Coding region: 74-547 (157 amino acids)
Biological process (GO): translation
Cellular component (GO): cytosolic large ribosomal subunit; ribosome
Molecular function (GO): structural constituent of ribosome
Source: RefSeq, a predicted model, not a curated record
ACGCAGGAUACUCCAGAACUCGUUCGAUCUGUCUCCCAAUCCCAGUCCACCCUGUUCUACAGACACAUUCACAAUGGCCGCCGAAAGAACGAACUUUUCCAGCGACCUCGUCUGGCAGAUCACCCGCAACCAGAACUCUUUUCUGGUCAAGCGCAACUCCGGUGGUGGUUCUCAGUUCUCUCGUGACCCCCUGAACCUGCAGAACAAGCACUCCUUCAAGUACGCUGGAUAUGCCAACAACAAGGCCAUCGGUGUCCAGCCCUUUGAGACCAACGGUGUUUCCGUCAUCACCAAGAAGCCCGGCAACCCCCAGCAGCCCGCGAAGAAUGUGGUCACCGUGAACUACGGCGCUGGUGCCUCCAACCGCAAGAUCUACAAGGGUGUUGCCGACAAGAGCGCUAAGAACGGCUACCGCGGCGAUAUCCGCGAAGAUGCCGUUGCCCGCGUGAGUGCCAUCCGCCGCGCACAGAAGGCCAAGAAGGAGACUCCCGCCCGGAAGCCCCGAGGCGCUCAGGCCAAGAAGGCCGCGGAGAAGGAGUCUGAGUAAAUGCCAGACUUCAAUUGAAGCGGGAAUGAUUGGGGGGUUUGGAACGAAAACACGAACAAAACUUGGGAGAUAAGAUCACAAGAUCUGGGCACGCACAGGCCCGUGCUGGGCAAGGGCAGGAAGUGUCCAUGUAAUUUAGCAAUAUUUGCUACCGGGACUACGGCCCGCCCGGCCAACCCUGCAGAGAAUCAAAAAUUCAAAAACCCAAAAAAGGCAAGGGAAAUCCAGACAGAACGAAGGAACGCAAAGCAAAGCAACCAGCGGCGUGCUUUGCCCAUAACUAGUCCACGGGGGAAGCCUUAUCCGACU